AUACCACUACCACUACUUGUCAACUUUCUUUUUCAUUUCGGUAAAUCGGUAAUGGUUGUCCUGCGGAAAUGACAGAUCCCACCUUGAAACGAAAACCGGAAUAUUAACUUUCCACAAGGAAGCAACGGAUGCUGAGAAAAGGGAGACGCAAAGAUCUGAGCCUGGGGGAAGAUACCUAGUAACUAUAGAUAUUGGGCUACCUACCUAGUAGUAGUAGCUAGGUAGUCUCCUUCGAGGCCCUGUUGCCUCAACUAGUCUUUGUCAUUUUAGGUACCUAGACGUGUUGCCGUGAACAUAACGACGCCAUUUACUCACAUAGCCUAUAUUAAGCAUUCCUUGCAAUAUGCAAUGACCAUAGGAACACUGUAAACAUGGAACUCUAUAGUAAACAUGGAAAGGACAUGCGCGAAAUCGCCGCCAUUGCGAAGGGUGGAGACUGAAAAGAGAGAGAGGGCUCUGUCAUGGCACCUCCCCCCGCAAAGCAGAAACGUAACGACGCCAAAAAAGGCAGUCAGUGCUUCGCCAUUAACUGUACAAACUACAAAAACAGGUUCUCUAAGCAACGUGGCAUCUCUUUUCACAAAUUCCCUGACAAAACUACUCAAACGGAGCUCUACCAGCAAUGGGUUAGGAACUGUGGGAGAACAGUACUUCCAAGUCAACAUGCUCGAGUAUGCAGUGUCCAUUUUGCCAAGUCAGUGGUCAACUCUACCAUGAAACACACAGUACUUUGUGAGGGUGCAGUGCCAACAUUGUUCCAGCUACCUGACCAUUUGAAGGGCGGUGCUGCGGAGCUGUACGGCCAUCUUGGAAGACUUUCACCCCCGAGCGACUGUGGUUCUUCUGUCCCGAUCACAAGAAUGGUACGGUGUGCGGCUUAUAAUUGCCAAAGUGGGAAAAACAAACCAACGAGAGAAAAGGGGAUAACAUUUCACAGGUUCCCAAAUAAAGAAAAAGAUAAUAAAAGAUACAGAGAAUGGGUAAGAAAUUUGAGGUGGAAAAAUUGGACACCUUCAUUACAUUCAGUAGUUUGUUCCAACCACUUUACUGCUGAAUCCUUUGACAGAACUGGACAAACUGUAAGACUACGUGCUUUUGCUGUACCAACGAUAUUUACCUUCCCAUCACAUCUUUGCAGGAAACAGAAUGAAAGAAAGCCACCAAUCAGGAGAGGACUCUCAAAAGAUUUGGAAAGUGAUAAUGUAGCAGUUUCAUUUCCAUCCUUAUCUUCAACCACAACAUUUUUAAAACAAUCCUUACAAAAAAUUUCUGCUAUACCUGACCCACUUUCAGACCCACUUUCAGACCCACUUUCAGUAACACCAGAUCCCUGGUCAUCUUUAACCGAUACGUCAGCAGUUCACAUUUUUGGACAUUUCUCUGAAACAAAACAAGAUGAUAACUGUGAAGAGUUAAAACCCAGAGCCAAAAAUAUGCAGCUUUCCACCAAGAGAAAAAUAGGCAAACCAGCACACAGAUGGUACAGCAGUAUAUCUGAAGAACAUUCAUAUGCAUUAACUUUUAUUUUUGAAGAUGAUGACGAAUUAGAGAGUGAACGAGAUACCGGUAUGGAAAUUUGGAUAAAAGAUGAACCAAUAGAGAAUGAACAUGAAACCAGCAUGGAAAUUGAGAUAAAAGAUGAACCAGUAGAGUUUGAGGAGCCCUGUCACAUUACAGAGGAAGCGAGUGAUCUUCAGCUGAGGCAGCUCCCUUGAGAGAGAAACUAAUUGAGCCUAAACUGUAUGAACAAGAAGAGAAGAGGCAAUUGGGAGAACAUCUGCUGUGAAAAGCAAAAAUUGCUACAACCUACAAAUGUAAUGUGUGCAACUGAGCAGUUAGCAAAUGGACUGAAGGAAAAUAUCACCAGAAGAUACUCCAGUUUGAACUUCACUACUUUACUGAAAAUCACUCAUCGUUUAUAUAUGUGGAGACAUAUUUAUUUUGAUAAUCUUGGUGGUUGAAAUGUGGAACUUCUCUUAAUAUUCCAGAAAAAUAAAACAUAAACAUUACCA
Molecule: messenger RNA, 2012 nt
Organism: Macrobrachium nipponense
Lineage: Eukaryota; Metazoa; Arthropoda; Malacostraca; Decapoda; Palaemonidae
Product: THAP domain-containing protein 1-like
Exons: 8
Coding region: 462-1715 (417 amino acids)
Source: RefSeq, a predicted model, not a curated record